Meleagris gallopavo (turkey) is the source of this 4921-nucleotide messenger RNA. The record is from RefSeq and is a predicted model, not a curated record. NCBI's taxonomy places the organism in Eukaryota, Metazoa, Chordata, Aves, Galliformes, Phasianidae.
AAUCUUUGGGGAGUGGGCAGCUUCACCCCCCUGCGGACCUUCAGCUAAGGUGGAAGUGCUGUCCCAAAAUUUUCCACGGGUGUGGCACUGCUUGGGGACACUAUUGGCUCAUUUAGAGACGGGGGCUGAGCAAAUCCCUCCCGCCCAGGGCAGGACCUGGCUGCUGGGCUCUAGGCUCUAUUUCUGGGGGCGGGGAGGAAGCACAGCACGAAAAGCAAAGCGUUUUGUUUCAUCACCGCUCUUCAAAACCACGAUUGCAGCACAAUUUGUGGCAGCGGGGCAGACCUGGAGACAGCCCUGCCCCCUCUGCUGGGAUUCCAGCACCGCCUUCCAGCAGGAAAGGAGUCGAGAAGAGAGGAAAGGAACAGAGUCAGAAGGAAAGGAGCCGGGAGGAAUUGAACCGGGUGGCCGGAACCCCUUUCAGCCCUCAUCCAGCCCCAUCCCUGCGCUGUUCCCCCACCGCGCAGACCUAAAGGAUGAGUACACCCGAUGAGGAGCCGACCAAUCCAGCCCACACACUGUUUGAGCGCUUCGUACACGCCAGGCAGUGCCAGGAGGUACUGAGCUGCUUUGCGGAGCUGUGUCAUCAGCUGGGGCUGCAGGGCAAUGGGCUGCAGCUGUACCACAGCCUCAAGGCUGCCCUCAACUUUUGGAGUGCCAAGGCUCUGUGGAGCAAGCUGGAUAAGAAAGCAGGACACAAGGACUACGACCAGGGCACUGCCUGCGCCCACACCAAGUGUCUGGUGGUGGGUGCUGGUCCCUGUGGACUGCGCACUGCCAUCGAGCUGACGCUGCUUGGUGCCCGUGUGGUGCUGCUGGAGAAACGUGACUCCUUCUCCCGUAACAAUGUGCUGCACCUCUGGCCUUUCACCAUCCAUGAUCUGCGGGCACUGGGCGCCAAGAAGUUCUACGGGCGCUUCUGCACUGGCACACUGGACCACAUCAGUAUCCGGCAGCUGCAGCUCAUCCUGCUGAAGGUGGCCCUAUUGCUGGGUGUGGAGGUGCAUACCAAGGUUCAAUUUAAAGGCCUCCAGCCCCCCACAGGCAAAGCAACUUGGACAGGCCACUAUGAGUUUGAUGUCCUCAUCUCGGCUGGGGGAGGCAAGUUUGUCCCAGAAGGCUUCAAGAGGAAGGAGAUGCGGGGCAAGCUGGCCAUUGGCAUCACCGCCAACUUCAUCAACCGCUACAGCCGGGCAGAGGUGGAGGUAGCCGAGAUCAGCGGCGUGGCCCGGAUCUACAACCAGAAGUUCUUCCAAAACCUCUACAACAGAACAGGGAUUGAUUUGGAGAACAUCGUCUACUACAAGGAUGAUACGCACUACUUCGUCAUGACAGCCAAGAAGCAGAGCUUGCUGAAGAAGGGUGUCAUCCUGCAGGACAAAGCGGACAUUGAGAGCCUCCUGUCCCCAGACAACGUGAACUGGGAUGCACUGCUUAGCUAUGCCAAGGAGGCCGCCAACUUCUCCACCAACUACUGCCUGCCUGAGCUGGAGUUCGCCCUCAACCAUCGCAAUCAGCCAGACGUCGACAUGUUUGACUUCACCUGCAUGACACGCUCCGAGAAUGCAGCACUGGUGCGGGAGCACAACGGGGCACGCCUACUGCUGGGGCUGGUGGGCGACUGCCUGGUGGAGCCCUUCUGGCCUCUGGGCACUGGUGUGGCUCGGGGCUUCCUGGCCGCCUUUGAUGCGGCAUGGAUGGUGCGGCGGUGGGCAGCUGGGACACCUCCUCUGGAGGUGUUGGCAGAGAGGGAGAGCAUCUACCAGCGCCUGUCACAGACCUCUCCGGACAACACCAACAAGAACAUUGCACAGUACAGCAUCGACCCCACCACACGUUACCCCAACCUCAACCUGCAGGCUAUCAGACCCAGCCAGGUCCGGGACUUCUACCUCAUAGGCAAGGUGGAGGUGGACCACAAGAAGAAGAUUGACAACAGGCUCAGCACUGCUGUCUGCGGAGACACCUAUAAGGAGCUGCUGCGCUGGUGCCAGGAUAGCACGGAUGGGUAUCGUGGGGUGGAGGUGAUUGACUUCACGUCCUCCUGGACCAGUGGUUUGGCUCUCUGUGCCCUCAUCCAUCGAUUUCGUCCCCACUUGGUGGAUUUCAACGCCAUAGACCCACAGGACCCCAUACGCACCCACCAGCUGAUGCUGGAUGUGGCAGAGCAGGAGCUGGGCAUCCAGCCUAUCCUCUCCAGUGCUGAGAUGGCCACCAUGGCUGAGUCCAACCGCCUGGGGCUCAUCACCUACCUCAGCCAGUUCUACGAAGCAUUCAAGCCUCCUCCUCCAGGUGUGAAUCCAGCAUCAACAGAGCUCAGCAAGAAGCCGCUGUCCCCCUGUGGCACCAAAGGGGCCAUUCUCUUUCUCAGCAAGCUGCAGAAGAGCCGCAUCCUGACUCACAAGCGCACCCAGGCCAGUGUGCAGAAGGAUGCUGAGGGCAAGAAGAGCAAAAGGGACAGCACAGAGAUUGAUGCAGUGCCAUCUGGAGAUACUAUGGAUAAUGACCACGAUGCACAAUCUGCUGCCACCAUGGACCCCGCACAGACAUCGGUUCGCCCAGAGAGCAGUGAUGCCUGCUACUUCUGUGCACGCCGCGUCUACAUCCUGGAACGGGCCAGCGCCGAGGGACUCUUCUUCCACCGCAGCUGCUUCCAGUGCUGGCGCUGUGGGGCCACGCUGCGCCUAGGAGACUACGCCUUCAACGAGGAGGACGGUCACUUCUAUUGCUCACUUCACUUCCCCGACACCCUUAGCAUGGAGCUGCUCCCGAACAAACCUUCCAUGCUGCCUGAUGGGGAUGCUGUCACUGACGAUGUGCUCUCAGAUGCUGGGAGCCCCUGUGCAUCCCCUGAGCAGGAGGAGCCCGGACCCCCACCCACUUCCCCACAGCCAUCCGGGAAGCCCAAGGUAGAGGAGGGUGUGGGCACUGGUGAAGUGAAGGAUGCUACGGGCACUGGUGAGAUACUGGAGCAGGAGCUGCUGGGUUUGGGGAUGGAGGAUACAAUGGAGGAGGAUGAGAAGAGGGAAGGUCCCAGCACAGAGCCUCAUAAGGCAGUGGAGGAUGCUGAAGAGAGUGGUGGCAGGAGGAAGAUCAUCCUCUCAGACCUGGAGAAGCUCCAUCUCUCCUCACUGAGCCUCAUGGGCGACACAGAGGCUGAGCCUCCCCCCAAGCCAGCACGGCUGCGGCUGCAGGCACCGCUUGAGGCCAUGCUAGGUGUGCAGGCAGAGGUGGCCUGGGAGGAGAAGGAAGAGGAGGAAGAAGAAGCAGCCAUGGAAGAAGAUCUGGAGGAGAGUGACAGUGAGGAAGAGGAGGAGGAGGAAGGCUCGGACCUGGGCAUCAUGGGAGAGUUGAACCUGAUAGUGGGGAGCACAGAGAAGUACCCCACCUGGAAACGCACGCUGGACCGCCGUGCACGGGAGGCACAGAUGAAGCGGUUCUGCAAAGCCCAGGCCAUCCAGCGGCGGCUGGAGGAGAUCGAGGUGACAUUCCGAGAGCUGGAGCAGCAGGGUAUCAAGCUGGAGAAGUUCCUUCGGGAGGACACUGACAGCCCAGCUGACCAGAAGACGCAGUGGAUGAACCAGUUGCUGUACCUGGUGCAGAAAAAGAACAGCCUGAUGUUAGAGGAGUCGGACCUCAUGAUCACGGUGCAGGAGCUGAAGCUGGAGGAGCAGCAGUGGCAGCUGGACCAGGAGCUGCGAUGGUACAUAGAGAAAGAAGAAGCCCUGAAGACCCCUGAGGACCGUGCAGCUGAGCAACAGAUCCUGGCUCAGCUGCUGAAGGUGGUGGACAAGCGCAACGCACUCAUCCACAUGCAGGAGGAGAAGCGGCUCAGUGAGCUGCAUCCCUGAAGGAUUCUCAUUUGGGGGGGGGGAGUUCUAGCAGUGCCCCUUCCCAGGCUAAGCAUCACCCCAAGCUGCUUUGCAGGCAACUGCCAUGGCGAAGCUGGGUCCCCACUUGCUAUGGAGGGGGUGACAGCAAGGAGCAUCCCCGUUCUGCAGCACAGAAGAAGUGCCCCCAACAUCCAGCUUAAUUUUGCCUUGGCCUUGUGCUUGCUUGAAAAUGAGAUUUGCAGGGCACGUGAAAUACAUGGGCUGCAUGGCUCUGCCCAGGAUUUGUCAGAGGAGGAAAAAUCCCCAUAGGGGAACUGGAGUCUCUCUCGCUGCAAGAGAUGCCACAGCUGUGACCCCUUCAAGGCAGAUGCUGCCACAAGACAGAACUGGAGGCAUCGAAAGCUUUUGGUCCCGCAAAACCCCUCGUGCUCAAGCUGCUCCACUGCCUUCCUCAGAACAGUGCCUCGGUCCCAGUGUGUGACGGCUCCAUGCCCACUAGACCCCAAGGGCCCAUGACCACCAUGGGCCCAUGGCAGCUUCAUACCAGAUGGGGUGGGGCAGCAGCAGGAGCAGCACCUGGAAGCCACUCUGGGACAUCCAUCCCAAUCAAGAACAUCCAUCCCAGCUGGGGACACCCACCCUAAUCAAGGACAUCCAUCCUAGAUGGGAACAUCCACCCAACCCCUGACAUCUGGCUUUACAAAUGGGGCCACCAAUGGCCAGACUAGACUGAGCCCGUAGCUCUGGAUCUGUCCCGAUCCACCGCAGGAUACAAGGGUCAAAAACUCCUGUGCAAUGUGAUAUGGGAGGAGGAUGUUUACCCAGCAGCUCUCCUAGUGGAUUUUGCCCACAGCUAGCACUAUCUGUGACAUAGGACAAAGGGCACUGGUGGCCACAUCCUCCUUGGCCCUUUCGGGCUUCUCCAAUUCCAGUGCCUUUGCAUGGACCUUUAAAGAGUUUCCGGUUGCUGCAGAGCUGUUCUCCACAGUGAUGUGGUGCUUACAGUAUGGGAGUCCUGGGUGUGGGAUGCUCUGCACCUCCCACUCUGCUGCAAUCCCCUGCCUUGGAAUAAAACCUCCUUGACAUGA